Molecule: messenger RNA, 771 nt
Organism: Funneliformis mosseae
Lineage: Eukaryota; Fungi; Glomeromycota; Glomeromycetes; Glomerales; Glomeraceae
Source: the annotation of a GenBank genome assembly
GAAUCCGAUUAUUAUAACGACGAACUUUUGGCUUCCCAUAACCCUUUUUUUGAUAAAUUUGAAAUUAGCAACGCUGCUAGACCGGAAAAAAGACAGUCACCGAAUCCAAUAAAUUCUUCUACGAAAAAAAGAAGAUUCAAUUCUUUUGACGAUGAGAUUAAUCGUUUGCCUUCAUUAUCAACCAAAACUACGUCAAGCGAUACCUCAUCAAGUGAAAGCAGUGACGAUGAUGAAGGCGAUAAUGAAUCGUUUUCAUUAUCCGAGUUUAAUCAAAAGAUGUUGGAAAGCGAUGAUGACGUUGAUUCAAUGUUGACCGAAUUUGAUAUUGUUGAUAAUUUGGAAUCGCUGUCUUUUACAGAUAAUCUUAAUGCUACUGAUGCUUCGCAAAAGGUCAUGGAGUCCAUGUCAACAAGACAAGUCGUUACAGCGGUUGAGGAUGCGGAGAGCACGAACACCGUGAAGGGGGAUGAAAAUUUCCAGUCAGUAAUGGUUCAGCUCGAAAAGAUUAAAAGUAAAGAAAAAGAAGAUGAGUUACCACAGACUUCUGAAAAAGUCAAAGGAGAAGGAAAAGGAGAUCUAAAGUUCCCGAAGGCGCCCAUGGCUGGCUUUACUGGUAGACGGAAACACCAAUUUCUUGACAUGCUUGAUCAUCAAGCAUUUAGGGCGCGACAUCAAAAAGUUGUAAUGAAGAGAGCUCGAGGACCGAGUCUUAGUGGUGGAUUAACUAGUUUGUUGUCGAAUGGGUUUAAACCGACCUCUAUGCUUGGAUAA